CUUCCUGUUUACGUUCGACAAAAUGACGUCACGCUAAAAAUGUUAAACGGAGUGUUUCGAUAUUGAAACAUCAGAUAACUUAAGAGACAGCGUCCUUCUGAUUUUGAUACGAAACUAUAUGCAAACGUCUCCUGAGCCGCUGCAUCCGGAGCCCGUACCCUGAGGAAGAACUCCCUCUGUCGGCGCAUCUCAGCCAGAAAGCAAGCUAGCCGGGUUCUUCAUUCCAGGUAGCCUAGGAAGUAACGUCUUCUGUAAGUUAGUGUUGGAACGAGUUGGCCGCGGACUCUAACGAACUUCCAGAUUAAGCAGAAUACGUCGCGUCUGCCAGCAUGGAAAAUAAAUAUAACCUUAAAAGUCCAGCGGUGAAGAGGCUAAUGAAGGAAGCUGCAGAACUGAGGGAUCCGACGGAGCACUACCACGCCCAGCCACUGGACGACAACCUCUUUGAAUGGCACUUUUCUGUACGCGGGCCUCCAGAUUCUGAUUUUGAUGGUGGAGUGUACCAUGGCAGGAUUGUGCUGCCCCCGGAAUACCCCAUGAAGCCUCCCAGCAUCAUCCUGCUGACACCAACUGGGAGAUUUGAAGUGGGGAAGAAGAUUUGUCUGAGCAUCUCAGGGCAUCACCCAGAGACUUGGCAGCCUUCUUGGAGCAUCCGAACUGCUCUAAUAGCUAUAAUUGGAUUCAUGCCAACUAAAGGUGAAGGUGCAAUAGGAUCUCUGGAUUACACCCCAGAAGAGAGAAAGGCCCUCGCUAAAAAGUCCCAGGACUUCUGCUGUGAAGCUUGUGGCUGUUCGAUGCGAUCUGCCCUCCUGCCUCUGACCUCCAACAGCAACCCCAGUGCUGAGGAUCGCCAGGCCAAAGAACUAGCACAGCAAAUCAAAUUCAAGGCAGAGUCCAGUAUAAUACCACAGGCUUCAACAAGUGGAAGUAAAGCUUCAACUGUCACUCAGGGAGAAACCUCCAGCUCUUCUGAGCAGCAAGCUGAAGAAAGGCCCCAGGCUGAACAGGCGGAAGCGUCUCCAGCAGCAGAUCCAGAGGAGCUCCAGGCCCCCAAUGACAGCGGCCCUGUUCGUCGGCUCAGUCCCAGACAGCGUCGGGCCCAGCAGCUCAGCCGACAGGCCCCCAGGGCCGGCAGAGAACCAGUAGCUAGCAGAGCUCUGUUUGGUCCGGCGCCUCGCCGUGACAACCAUGCAGCCUCUGCAGUCCUCAUCGUGGUUCUCACCCUGGCCUUGGCUGCCCUCAUCUUCCGCAGAAUCUAUUUGGCUAAUGAAUACAAGUUCAACUAUGACCUGUGAUGUUUCCCCUUACCGCUGUAGUCCACAGAACUCUGAGCAGAACCGUGGAGGGCAAGCUGAGGCUGUAGCUAACACUGACGUUGGGGCUUUUCCACUAACAUGCUUCCAGGACUAGAGCAGGCUGGUGCUAGAGCUGUUUCUAAUCUGAUUCUAUUAUAAAGGUAAAAACUCCUGGUUUAGAGCAGACCCAGUCUCAUCAUGAUGUCUUCCAGGAUGUUUCCUCCUUUCUCUGGUGUAUCCUGUGUUUCAGCAGAGGAACACCUUACCCAGACCGAGUACAGUUUGUCUCAUUACCUCUGCACACAUGUUUUAAUGUCAUAUAUUUGAUUUAGAAGUGCUACUUUACACAACUCGUGAUGUUUAGAUGAGGCCCAGCGCACAGUUCACUGUGAAAAUCCCCUGAAUCUAAACUGUCAGCAGACGAUGGUAAAACAACUGUAUCAGAGUAGCAACUGCGCCUAGCAUGACAGCUGGUUAACUCCUCUUCCUCAUUCCUCGACUUCAUGUUCCUAUUAAAGCUUAGCAGUUUUCAUACGUCAGCUUAACACAAACACUACAGUAAAUCCAAAACUUGAAACCUUUUCAAGUUUUGUGCUUAAAGUCUUUUCAUAAUAACAAUAAUACGUUUUAUUUCUAGGUGUCUUUCUUCACUUCAGGACGCUGAGUUUUAGUUGGUUGUUGGUCUCUGUGAACCUGCCUCAAGCCUCUGAUGGAGGAGGGUCUUUUCCAUAAAGUUUGUGUGACUGUAGCAUCACUUCCUGCUUCCUCAUUUAGCCUCAGAACAUUAAGCAGAAAAAAUACUGGGUGUGAAGCUAGCGCUAGCUCUUAUUUAGUACUGGAACCAGUUUGCUGGAAAAGCCCUUGGUGCUCUGCCGCCUCAGCAGCCUGCUCCUCUCAGGAGGCCGUAUCAUUCCUGCUGCUGCAGUCAACAACACCUCCAGGGUGUCUUUUAAUCAGUGUGACUUUUACUCUCUGUGGCAUUGUGGCCUGCGGCAUUAAGAACUGGAAGCUUUUUUCAUUUAUAGAACUCAUGCCAUGGCCAACAUGUCUCCCUCUCCUCAUGUAAUUGUUGAAUGUCCAACGGCUGUACUUAUUCUGUCAAUUAAAACUGUAACUGAUAAGUUAGCAACAUGGGCCAAUGUGAGCUCUUUCUCUCAUCAGACUGAUGUGUGUUUGAAAUUCCUGCCACACAAAAAUCUGAUUCCAAGAUGUUGGGCCAAGAGUUUGGAAAAAGUCUUAGUUUUAAAGCAAGAUAUAAACUAUCACACACUUCUCAUGUUUUCCUUUAUCUUGUAAAAGAUGGGAGUCAGCAAAUAUCAAGAGGGUUAUGUAAGCUGCCAUUUAUCAUAGACGCAAGGAGUUCUUAUUAACUUAAUGUGUGUGUGAGGGUGUGUGUGUGGGGGUGGAUGGUGUGCUUUAAAAUAAAAAGCAUCAGAUUUUUAAUUCAGUGAAGUUUUUAUGCUAAAUUGAAGGUUUCUGUUAGAUGAUAGGUUCACUCUAAGCAGAUUUUAGCAUUCUCUCAUGUAUACAUGCAGCGUGCUGCACUGUGAUUUUCAGGUUUUAUGGUAGGACUGCUAGAACUUGUAAGAACCUCAGACUCAUAAUUGAUUUGCCAAAGAAUCACCAUCAACAAAAUUUUCAAUAUGUGAAUGUUCACAAAUGAUUUUAUGAGUUUAUGUUUGCAAAUAAAGAUGUAACCCAGUGAAAUAAAUCUGAUGAGGAAAACAACUUUUUUUCUGAUUUAUAAAGUAUUUGCUGAAGAAAAUGUAAAGCUCUCAACACCUCAGUAGGAUCAGUCGUGCCUAUAUGGCAGCAAAUUUUGCUUUAUUAUUUGAAUAUAGCGACAUUUAAUAUCUAAAUGAUUAAUAGCUGUUGAGUAUUGUUUAAUAAACAAAGAAUGCACGUCUUUGAAGUAGGUAAGAACUGGACUGAACACGAGUGAAGGCAGUCAAGUCACAAUUCUUGGAAGCAAAUUGUGCUUCCAAGGCUGCACAGGCUGCACAGUACUGUGCAGCCUAGAACUGUGGUGUCAUUUGUGAACAUUCUUUUAAAAAGCUUCACAUCUUAUUCUAGACAUCAAGCAGCCACUGUUUUCAGACCAAGUGGCUAAGCAGCAAAACCGUCUUUCCAACAGAUGUACGUCUCUCAGCCUUUCAGGAGACUCUUGUGUUUGUGUGAUGUGAUAAAUGUACAGCACCAAGAGCUUCACACUACAUUCAGUCAUUCACCCAUUCACACUCACAAAUGAUAGUGAUUCCCACAGCUGUUUCACAAGCCACAUCAGUCUCAGGAGUUGAUGAAUGCUAGAACCAAAACCUUGAUUUAAGAUUUUUUUAAGGCCAGAGGAUGCUGCCUGAUCAACGUCCUGAUCAAGCAGGAUGCUGACGUUCCUCCCUGCAGGAUAAAGAGUUCACAUCUUUCCACGUCUAACUCUGGAUAAAACUUCACAGUUUUUAAUGAAGGAUCUUUUCUUCCGCUUUCAUUGGGUUUGACUUUUGAGCUGCUGCUACUAUUGGAACAGCAAGACAGAAAAAGGAUUCAUUUACCCUUUAAUUAUAAAUGUCUUCAUGGGAUAAUAAAUGGAGUCCAUACACCAUUUAUUAUUGCUUCAUUUAUCAGUGUGGUGGCACAAUGUGAGUGUAAUCUCUGCUAUGAUCUCUUUUUCUUUGUAGUGGCGAUAAAUUCAUGAGCCAGUUGAAGUGCCAAAUUAAAUGAAGUUAUUAACAGUU
Molecule: messenger RNA, 4024 nt
Organism: Xiphophorus hellerii (green swordtail)
Lineage: Eukaryota; Metazoa; Chordata; Actinopteri; Cyprinodontiformes; Poeciliidae
Gene: ube2j1
Product: ubiquitin-conjugating enzyme E2, J1
Exons: 8
Coding region: 330-1295 (321 amino acids)
Source: RefSeq, a predicted model, not a curated record